Molecule: messenger RNA, 787 nt
Organism: Sinocyclocheilus rhinocerous
Lineage: Eukaryota; Metazoa; Chordata; Actinopteri; Cypriniformes; Cyprinidae
Product: integral membrane protein 2C-like
Exons: 5
Coding region: 1-639 (212 amino acids)
Biological process (GO): negative regulation of amyloid precursor protein biosynthetic process
Cellular component (GO): plasma membrane; extracellular exosome; Golgi apparatus
Molecular function (GO): amyloid-beta binding
Source: RefSeq, a predicted model, not a curated record
AUGGUGAAGAUCAGCUUUCAGCCCAUCACGGGACAAAAAGCCGAGAAAGAGGAGGGUGAUGGAGAUAAAACUCAAAUAUUCAUACCGCAUCCACACGCUCCGGAUCAGAGUCGGUUCCACUGCCGUGUCGUGUACGAGGACUCGGUGGCUGCUCCACUGCGAGGGUCUCAGGAGCUGGAGGAGAGCGUUGGGAUCUACCUGAAGGAAAACUACGAGCAAAUCAGCAUACCUGUGCCCGACUUCAGCAACACAGACCCUGCUGAUAUCAUUCAUGAUUUCAACAGGGGUCUGACGGCCUACCAUGACAUUGCUUUAGACAAGUGUUAUGUCAUCGAGCUCAACACCUCUGUGGUCAUGCCACCACGUAACCUCUGGGAACUGCUCAUCAAUGUCAAGAAAGGGACUUACCUCCCCCAGACGUACAUUGUUCAGGAAGAGAUGGUCGUGACUGGCCGUGUUAAUAACAUGCAUCAGCUUGGCCGCUUUAUUUACCGUCUGUGUAACGGUAAAGAUACGUACAGGCUCCAUCGCCGCACCUCACGCCGUCGUAUCACCAAGCGUGAUGCGCAGAACUGUCACAGGAUCCGUCACUUUGAGAACACUUUCGUGGUGGAGACAAUGAUUUGUGAGACUCCAUAGGCUGUUUGUCUCUUUGGCCCGCCUAUUUCUGAUGAGAUCACACCCUUUGGUCUCAGUAGCCACACCCCUUUGAAAAUCACACUCUUUACCUCUAAUUCUUCAUGUCUUUACACCCCAUUUCUCUCUUUUUGUACUUCUCUCUCUGUAC